CGCCCCGCCGCGCGCGCCGGGCGGGAAGCGCGGGGCGGGAGAGCGUGAGGGCAGCGAUGGCGGCGGCCGGCGGCGACGAGCGGCAGAUGCUCGCACAGAGGCUGAAGGCGGCGGUUCACUACUCCGUCGGGUGCCUGUGCCAGGAGGUGGAGGAGGACAAGGACGUGCAGUUCAGCAAACAGAGCAUCGCAGCCAUCUCGGAGAUCACCUUCCGGCAGUGCGAAAUCUUUGCGAAAGACCUUGAAAUGUUUGCAAGGCAUGCAAAACGAACCACAGUUACUACAGAAGACGUGAAGCUUUUGGCUAGAAGAAGCAAUUCUUUGCUAAAAUAUAUCACUCAGAAGAGUGAAGAGCUUGCAUCAAGUAACAUGGAGCAGAAGGAGAAGAAGAAAAAGAAGUCCAGUGCAGCUAAGGGAGAGAGAACUCCUGGGGAACAAGAAGCAGCUGUGACUGAAAAUGAAGAUUCCAACAUGACAUGAUUUGUCUUUCGAGUAAUGUUUCAGGUCAUCUUCUCUUACUGUCCUAGAGAAACCAGAAUUAGCCUAUUCUUCUUGCAGGUUGGCUCCAGUAAUGAAUCUUUAGCUUUUCGGGUGAAUGCGACUGGAUUUUUAUUGUUCCAAAAAUGAAAAGUCUGUUAGAAUUCAGUAAGCUUACAGCCAAAGUGCCAUAAUUGCUCACAAAAGGUAUCUGUUAUAAAAAUUAAAAUACUUUAAAUAAAGAAUUUGAAAUAGA
This is a messenger RNA of Vidua chalybeata, 732 nucleotides long. It is a transcript of the gene CENPS, whose product is annotated as centromere protein S. Gene Ontology annotation, cellular component: FANCM-MHF complex; Fanconi anaemia nuclear complex. Lineage: Eukaryota; Metazoa; Chordata; Aves; Passeriformes; Viduidae. Gene Ontology annotation, biological process: resolution of meiotic recombination intermediates; replication fork processing. Bases 57 to 479 code for a protein of 140 amino acids. The record is from RefSeq and is a predicted model, not a curated record. Gene Ontology annotation, molecular function: protein heterodimerization activity; chromatin binding. The transcript is spliced from 5 exons.